AGGAGGUCAAGGUGCAACUUUCUUCAGUUGUCCCGAAUCCAGGUUCAUCCGACACCAGCCGCCUCCACCAUGCCGCCUAAGUUCGACCCCAACGAGAUCAAAGUCGCCUAUGUGAGGUGCACCGGUGGGGAAGUCAGUACCACGUCUGCCCUGGCCCCCAAGAUAGGCCCCCUGGGUCUGUCUCUAAAAAAGGUCGGUGAUGACAUCACCAAGGCAACUGAUUGGAAGGGUCUGAGGAUUACAGUGAAACUGACCAUUCAGAACAGACAGGCCCAGACUGAGGUGGUACCUUCUACCCCUGCCCUGAUCAUCAAAGCCCUCAAGGAACCACCAAGAGACAAAAAGAAGCAGAAAAACAUUAAGCACAGUGGAAACAUCACUUUUGAUGAAAUUGUCAACACUGCCCAGCAGAUGCGGCAUCAGUCUCUAGUUAGAGAACUUUCUGGAACCAUUAAAGAGAUCCUGGGGACCUCCCAGUCUGUAGGCUGCAAUGCUGAUGGCCGCGACCCUCAUGACAUCAUAGACGACAUCAACAGUGGUGCGGUGGAGUGCUAG
Molecule: messenger RNA, 555 nt
Organism: Bubalus bubalis (water buffalo)
Lineage: Eukaryota; Metazoa; Chordata; Mammalia; Artiodactyla; Bovidae
Product: 60S ribosomal protein L12-like
Exons: 1
Coding region: 70-555 (161 amino acids)
Biological process (GO): translation
Cellular component (GO): ribosome; cytosolic large ribosomal subunit
Molecular function (GO): structural constituent of ribosome; large ribosomal subunit rRNA binding
Source: RefSeq, a predicted model, not a curated record